Messenger RNA from Passer domesticus (house sparrow), 1988 nucleotides. Its product is annotated as keratin, type I cytoskeletal 14. Lineage: Eukaryota; Metazoa; Chordata; Aves; Passeriformes; Passeridae. Bases 95 to 1486 code for a protein of 463 amino acids. Gene Ontology annotation, cellular component: cytoskeleton. Gene Ontology annotation, molecular function: structural molecule activity. The transcript is spliced from 8 exons. Gene Ontology annotation, biological process: intermediate filament organization; epithelial cell differentiation. The record is from RefSeq and is a predicted model, not a curated record.
CUAUAAAGAGCCCCGAGGCAGGGGAGCGAGCACUCGCUGCUGCUGCUGCUGCUGCGCUGCCGAGGCUCCUGUGUCCGCACCUCCAGCCCCAACCAUGAGCACCACGGUCAGGCAAUUCUCCUCCUCCACGUCCCUGAAGGGGCUCGGCAGCCUGGGGGGAGGCUCCAGCAGGCUCUCCUCCGUGCGGGCCGGCCCAGGAGGGUACCGGGCCCCCAGCGUGCACGGCGGCUCCGGCAGCUACUCCGUCUGCUCGCGCGUGGUCUCGGGGCUCGGCAGCGGCUUCGGGGGCAGCUACUGCAGCAGCGCAGGAGGGGGCUUCGGGGCCGGCUUCGGGGCCGGCUUCGGGGCCGGCUUUGGAGGAGGUUUUGGGGGUUUUGGAGGCGGCGAUGGCAUCCUGCCGGCCGGGGAGAAGGAGACCAUGCAGAACCUCAACGACCGCCUGGCCAACUACCUGGACAAGGUGCGAGCCCUGGAGGAGGCCAACACGGACCUGGAGGUGAAGAUCAGGGAGUGGUACAAGAAGCAGGGACCUGGUCCCGAGCGUGACUACAGCCCCUACUACAGGACCAUCGAGGAGCUCAGGAACAAGAUUCUUUCUGCAACUGUUGAAAAUGCCAACAUCGUGCUGCAGAUCGACAAUGCCAGGCUGGCAGCAGACGACUUCCGAACCAAGUUUGAGUCGGAGCAGGCCCUGCGCAUGAGCGUGGAGGCCGACAUCAACGGCCUGCGCCGCGUCCUGGACGAGCUGACCCUGUCCAGAGCCGACCUGGAGAUGCAGAUUGAGAACCUGAAGGAGGAGCUGGCUUAUCUGAAGAAGAACCACGAGGAGGAAAUGACUGCCCUGCGUGGGCAGGUGGGUGGGGAGAUCAGCGUGGAGAUGGACGCUGCUCCUGGCAUCGACCUGACCAAGAUCCUGGCGGAGAUGCGGGAGCAGUACGAGAGCCUGGCGGAGAAGAACCGCAGGGACGCCGAGCAGUGGUUCUUCAGCAAGACAGAAGAGCUGAACCGGGAGGUGGCCAUCAACACGGAGCAGCUGCAGAGCGGCAAGACGGAGAUCACGGAGCUGCGGCGCACGAUCCAGAGCCUGGAGAUCGACCUGCAGUCCCAGCUCAGCACGAAAGCGGCGCUGGAGGGCACCCUGGCCGACACCGAGGCGCGCUACGGCACCCAGCUGGCCCAGCUGCAGAUGCUGAUCACGGGCGUGGAGGAGCAGCUGGCCGAGCUGCGCUGCGACAUGGAGCGCCAGAACCACGAGUACAGGGUCCUGCUGGACGUCAAGUGCCGCCUGGAGCAGGAGAUCGCCACGUACCGCCGGCUGCUGGAGGGAGAGGACGCCCACAUCUCCUCCCAGUACUCCUCAGCCAUGUCCUCACACUCUGGAAGAGACGUCACGACAUCGUCCCGCCAGGUGCGCACGAUCGUCGAGGAGGUGCAGGACGGGAAGGUGGUCUCCUCCCGGGAGCAGGUCGCCCUCACCACUCGCUAGGACAGCCCCUGGCUCAGGAGAGCACCAGGCUGAGCCAAGAAGUGCCUGAGGCCACGCGUGGUCGGCUUGUGUCCCCGAAUGCUCUCUUCACCUGCUCUUCCUCAUGUGUUGCUCUCAUUCCAUGCAGGUGUCUCUGGACACAGUUAAUAAAGCUUUUUCUUCUCGCUCGUGCAACUGCAGACUUGUCUGAUCAUUGACACGUGAUCCCUCAAAGCCUCUGGGUUCGUGCCAGGGAAAGUCCCAAGAAACCACAAGAAACCAGUGAGAGGAGGGGAGUGGAGGGACAUGGGCUCCACCUGGAGGGACAGGGGCUCUGCCUGGGAUGAACAUAACUGGAGACAGUUUUUUUUCUAAUGAACUCAGUGCUUGUAAAUACAUGGGAUGGGGUAAGACAUGAACUGUGUAAGUGAUACAAAAUGAAGGCAGUUACGGAACGAUGAGGUUUGAGGUCAGUGUGCCACGCUGGUAAUUAAAGCAAACAGAAUAAAGCCCAGUUCUCUAG